Messenger RNA from Linum tenue, 4894 nucleotides. The record is from the annotation of a GenBank genome assembly. Lineage: Eukaryota; Viridiplantae; Streptophyta; Magnoliopsida; Malpighiales; Linaceae.
CAGUUACUCCCCCGUUUUCAUCACGAAGUACAAAUACAAACGCAGUGCCGGCCGCCGGGGGGAAGGGGUUCAGGCGACCGGAGAUUGAUUUGAUUAAAAAUGUGGGGGCAAAAGAUGGCCGCUCAAGCUGCAAACGAAUAGGGCAGCGAGCAACCAUGGAAGCCUCCUAUCUUUACUGUGAGCCCAUCACACUGACGUGUGCCACAAUUGAAACCUUUUCUCGUGGAAUACCACGCCACCGCUACCUCAAGAGGUAAAGCGCUCGGCCUUGGGCUCUGCUUGCUUCUCUUCUCCCCCAUUGCCCCUGCUUUUAUAGCAAUCUGCUAGGGUUUACUCUUCACUGUUUCCCAUUUACUUAAACGACGCCGUAGUUUUGAUUCCCCCGUUCCCAUUUCCAUUACGAUCGGCGUGUGGAUAGCUCGUCCAAGUUCAAGGAAAUUAGGCUUGUAGCUGAAGAAAAUACAGGAAUGGAAAGAGUUCGAUUCAAUCUCAACAACGUGAGGUUAAUCGUCGGUCGUCGGCAGCUCCAUGGAUCAUGCAGUUCGGAUGUGAAGCGGCCGCGGCGGCAGCAACCUACUCUACCAAAGUCAUUACCGAUUCCCGACCUUCAUAAUCCGUACUUGCAUCAAAGUCCUAAUCCUCCUGAAGCUAAGUACUCGCAGCAGGAGUUCGCUACGCUCUGUAGUCUUCUCAGAGAGUCCAAUCUCUGUCCCGGUUCUUCCCUCCAGAAUGCUUUGGACGGGACAGGAAUCGAGCCGGAGCAGCCUGGUCUGUUGGAGGCGGUAUUUGAGAAAUUCGAUUCGUCUCCUAGAUUGCUCUACUCGGUGUUUUUAUGGGCUGAGAAGAGACCGGGGUUUCGGUGCUCUGAGGCGCUGUUCAAUUCGAUGAUUAACACACUUGGCAAAGCGAGGGAAUUCGACACUGCGUGGUCUCUGGUUCUUGAUAGAAGUGGUGGAGAUGAAGCCCUUCAUUUGGUUUCCGGUGAUACAUUUGCCAUUCUCAUCAGAAGGUAUGCUCGUGCAGGAUUACCUGAAGCUGCAAUCAGGACCUACGAGUAUGUGAGAAAUUUAGACUUGCUUGGCAAGCCAGAUGCUGGAAUUCGCUUGCUUGAGAUUUUGUUAGAUUCUCUUUGCAAGGAAGGGCAUGUUCAGGCAGCUGCAGAGUAUUUCCGGAGUAAAAAGAAGACAGAACCUUGCUGGGUUCCCACAAUUCGUGUAUAUAAUAUACUUUUAAAUGGAUGGUUUAGGUCCAGAAAGCUUAAACAAGCAGAGAGGCUUUGGUUUGAGAUGAAGAAGAAUGACGAAGUGAAACCGAAUGUUGUGACCUAUGGUACUCUUGUAGAAGGAUAUUGCAGAAUGCGACGUGUUGAGAUUGCACUUGAGUUGGUGGAUGAAAUGAGAAGAAAAGAAAUCAAGCCGAAUGCUAUUACAUACAAUCCAAUUAUUGAUGCACUAGCUGAAGCUGGCAGGUUUAAGGAGGCUUCUGGGAUGAUGGAGCACUUCUUACUGUGCGAGACAGGCCCUACUCUCCCCACAUAUAAUGCUUUGGUUAAGGGAUACUGCAAAGCUGGGGAUCUUGUAGCCGCCAGUAAGAUUCUUAGAGCCAUGAUCGAUAGGCGAUUCAUUCCUACUUCCACAACAUAUAACUAUUUCUUCAGGCAUUUUGCAAAAUUCCGAAAAGUUGAGGAGGCAAUGAACCUGUAUACGAAGAUGAUUGAUUCUGGAUAUGCCCCUGAUCAUCUCACCUACAAUCUCUUGUUGAAGAUGUUGUGUGAGGACGAGAGGUUAGACUUAGCUGCUCGGAUUAGUAAGGAGAUGGAAGUGAGAGGAUGUGAUAUGGAUUUGGCUACUAGCACAAUGUUGACUCAUUUACUAUGUAAGUUGCACAGAUUUGAAGAAGCAGUUGCAGAGUUUGAGAAGAUGUUGAGGAAGGGUUUAGUCCCUCAGUUCCUUACUUUCAAACGAUUGCACGACGAGUUAAGCAAGCGAGGGAUGAAUAAGAUGGCUCAGAAACUAAGGACCAUGAUGUCUUCGGUCCCUCAUUCCACAAAACUACCCAAUACUUACGACGGUGAUGGAGAUUCAUCGCGAUACGCAAGGAGGAAAUCUAUUUUGCGGAAGGCAGAAGCUAUGUCUGAGAUUCUGAAGACGUGCAGCAACCCAAGAGAGCUUGUUAAGGGUAGAGGUCUGAAUCCUAAUCCUCUAUCGAGUGCUCAUCAGUUGAUGAUGGACAUAAAAGGAAGAGCCAACUGAAAUGAGGAAUAAUGAAGUAUUAGAGGGUUAAUUCUCUAUUCUGCAUUCAUUUUACACUGCUCUGAGCGUCAUAUGUGCAUGAAUUAUAGCUCAUGCCAAAGGAGUUGGGGCACUGAAGAAAUGGUCUCUUGAUUGAGUUUAGAAGAAAGGUUCUGCCCGUGGCACCAAGUUCACUGUUUGCCCAUUUGUUUAUUUUCAUGGAGGAGAUCUCAAAGUUGGGAGCCUUGACACAAGUUGUUGGUCCACGAAAGAGAAUAUUUUGAGGGUGCAGAAACACCAACCGUAUAACAGUGUUAAAAAUUCUUGCUUCAACUCCAGAUUGUGAUGGCUGGAAAGUGGGUCCCCAACUGCUGCUGGAGGAAAAAAAGGGGAGCGAAGAGGGAAUAAUGAGUAUCAUUCAGAUUCUGAAGCACGAGAUGAUGUUUGCGGCGUGGACGGUGGCUGUGGUGAUGGCGUUGACGGACAGGAAUCAACGGCUGGACUGACGUCCGGAAUGGAGAUGCCAUGGUGAUGAUGGCGCAGCAGCAGUCUAAAGCUAGCAGCAAUGCCAAUCUUCCGCACGACAUUUCAUUGAGUACCCAACAGCAGCAGAAGGAAGCGAAGGCGGCGGCAAUGUUUCAUGGCUUUCUUGGUAUGAAGCCAAGCAGUAGUAGUAUUAGUAAUAGUAACGAUAAAAGAAGCAAAAACAACAAUGAAGCCUCUGCAGUUUUGGCCUCCUCUAGAAACGCAUCUGCCUCCUCAUCUGCUUCUCAAUCUAUUGUGGCUUCCUUUGCUGGCGCCGGCAUUGCUAUUCCCGGUGGCCGUGGUGGGGGAGGCCUCCUUUCCACCGCUUCUGAUCUCGCCAGUGAAAGACAGGUUCCAAAUCAUCUAGAAGGGAUUCCAUAUUAUGUGCCAAGAAGUGAUCUUUCUGUAGCAGGAAGUAAAAGAAGCAACUUGGAUUCUGCCUUUAUUGCAAGGGACGGAGUUACACAAAUCAUUGGCCCUGACUCCUCUGAAAGCCUGCAUUUGAUGAAGAUGUUGAGAAAGGCAGGUCCAGGAGAGAGACCUAAAAGGUCCGCAGAUGAUGAUCAGGGCUUGUUUGGUGUGCAGUCAAGGCCUAGUUCAGCCUCACUUAUAUUGCAACCUUCUACUACUGGGAGUAGGCUCGAUCCUAACAAGUGGGAAAGAUCUGCGGUGCAAUAUCCUCGUCGUGGGAGUCAUCAUGUUCCUUUUACUCACCAACUCAGUGCAAGCAGAUUUGGAGGGGAAGCCACUGCUGCUGGUGUAUCAAGUAUUUCUCAGGCAGCAGCUGCGGACGAAGGAUCCAGAACUAGCAUCAAAGGUCCUGGAGUGUUGAGCUCCAUCAAUUGUGGCGCUGGUAAUUCAGAAAGAACUACUGCGGCUGUCCAGGCGAGUGAUAGCAAACCCAGGCCUGGUACUCACAUUUUAGAACCAGAAGCUUCAACUCAUUCAAGUUGCCAGGUUCCAGCAUCUGCAAGUCGGCAAAUGACCAUAUUCUAUGGUGGUCAAGCGCAUGUAUUUGAUGAUGUUCACUCUAACAAGGUUUGUCUUCUAUCCAUUUACAGCUCCAGUGGAGACAUCAUCCUCUGUUGGUAUAAGCAUCUCUAUCUGCAAGCUUUGGUAACCAAAAGCUGUUUUUGUUUGAUGAACCUUCGUGGUAAUGCAAGCUAACCACUAUGCUUAAAAAUAAAUGUGAUCAAGUGACUUUUUAUUUAUAAGCUGAUAGUACACUUCGAAUACGAGGCCUGGGAUCUCAACUGUGCACAGAAAUUUGCGUGCCCGACGAGUCAAAUGCUCAUGCUUCAGUUGUUGUUGUUCUCGGAUAUUCUUAGAUCUUCUUGGUUGAAAUAGAAGCAAGUGCAUGCUCUUGGUUUUAUUGCAGAGAGUGCCAAGUGUUGUUGCUUACAUCUAUAUCAUUUAUGUUACAGGGAAAACUAUACACAUGCUGUUUAGUUCAUUCCUUGCACUGCGUUCUCUCGUUUACCUUUCCAUGAUCUUGGAAGAGGAGUUCCAAUUUAUAAGCAGAUGUUAUAAUGGCGCUGGCUGGAUCAAACGGGAUUUCAUGGUCCACGACUUACACGCCAAAGCCUACCCUUACUACAAGACCAAGUGGUGGAGGGAAAACUUCCGUGGGGAGCGUUGGAGAGUACGACACAAGUGAUGCAGGAAUCAAUGGCGCGUUAUCGGAGCGUGAGCUCCGAAGAAGGCUGCCAGUCGUCGGUAGUUCCAUACCUACUGGGGUGCCCUCUAGUGACCAGAUGAUAAUACGACCAACAGGCGGUCAUCAUCGUGAGUGCGGCGGUGUUGUAUUGGGGAGUGGUAAAGACUAAAGAGACGAGAGACCAAGAGCUCAAGGGAGAAGGGAGUGCAGAAAGAAGAGGUGUUUGAUGUUUUUCUGAAUUGGUAUAGAAGAAAUAAGUCGUCGCUGCUGUUGUUGAAGAAGGGCGGUGAGUAAUGGUCAAGGGUUGUUGUAAAUCUACACAUACUAUAAUACACCGAAGUGAAAAACGGGAGCCCCAUUUCAAAUUUCCUGCAACGAGAGUGAAAGUAGGAAAUACAUACUGGGAUUUGAACCAUGACCAUUUUAAAGAAAGACAAGGAUCAUAACCAAUCACACUAAGUACAUUUGUUGUAUCUUUUUA